GGUGAAGUCCACGAAGCCCAUAUAAAACCUUCUGUUCAAACUGAAAAGUCAAUAGAACCAGAAGAAAAGAAGCCAGAUGUACUUUCAAUAACGAACCAAGAGCUUAUUGCAAAGUUUGUGAAUUUCAUUGAAAAACAAACCGAGUCAAAGAACCCUGACCCACCAGUGAAAGAAGUUGAGACAAAAGAGAAUGUACAGUUCAUUGAAAAUGUCAAGAAACAACUUCCACCACGAAUGCCAAGAAGAAGAGUGAGAAUAAUGAAGUAA
Molecule: messenger RNA, 267 nt
Organism: Trichomonas vaginalis G3
Lineage: Eukaryota; Parabasalia; Trichomonadida; Trichomonadidae
Exons: 1
Source: RefSeq, a predicted model, not a curated record